Fusarium proliferatum ET1 is the source of this 3894-nucleotide messenger RNA. RefSeq lists its product as uncharacterized. Gene Ontology annotation, molecular function: catalytic activity. Gene Ontology annotation, biological process: nucleoside metabolic process. NCBI's taxonomy places the organism in Eukaryota, Fungi, Ascomycota, Sordariomycetes, Hypocreales, Nectriaceae. The record is from RefSeq and is a predicted model, not a curated record. Bases 1 to 3894 code for a protein of 1297 amino acids. The transcript has 4 exons.
AUGGCUUGGGCCACGCGCCCAUCUAGCCGUGGCGACUUUGAGAUUGCUGUCAUAUGCGCUCUAACGAUCGAGGCCAAUGCCGUCGAUGCUCUUUUUGACUGUCACUGGGAUGACGAGCGCUCCUAUGGUAAGGCUCCCGGCGAUCCCAAUGCCUACUCUGUUGGCUGCAUCGGCAGCCACAACAUCGUCCUGGCCUAUAUGCCCGGCAUGGGGAAGGCUAACGCCGCAGCCGUUGCAGCCGGGUGUCGUGCUAGCUUCCCUAACAUUAAGCUCGCUCUCGUCGUUGGUAUCUGCGGGGCGGCGCCCUUUUUGCGUGGAACUGGAGAUGAGAUUGUGCUUGGCGAUGUCAUCAUCAGCGACGGGAUCGUCCAAUACGACCUUGGACAACGUCUUCCCGAGCGCUUUGUACGCAAAGACAUCCUUUCGCAAUCUUUAGCAAGACCUAGCAUGGAGAUCCGCUCGCUGCUAGCUAAGCUCAAGAGCAGACGCAGCCGAAUGAAGCUCAGAAGUAAGGUAGCUACCUAUGUCCACAAGCUUCAGAAACUGCCAGACUUGAAAGCGGAGUACCCAGGCGCUCAGCACGACAGGCUUUUCGAAUCGACUUACCGCCAUCUUCGCGACGGGAUGGCAUGCGAAGAGUGCGGCUGUAGCGGUGAACUGGUGUCCCGCUCAAGCUUCAAUCAGAGCAGUCGACAGCCUUCGGUCCAUUUCGGCUUAAUCGCGUCCGGUGAUACAGUCAUGAAGGCUGGGGAGGAGCGUGAUGAUAUCGUUCAACGUGAGGGCGUUGUCGGGUUCGAGAUGGAGGGUGCUGGGAUAUGGGACAUCUUCCCUUGCGUGAUAAUCAAGGGGGCUUGUGACUAUGCAGACAGCCACAAGACUAAGGGAUGGCAGAAUUAUGCUGCUGUGACCGCGGCGGCGUGCGCGAAGGGUUUCUUGGAGGACUGGGUGCCUUCAGUUACUUCUGACAUUCAUGGCGCUACCGGUAUCCCAGUGCCUCCGGUACCUACUUUCAAUCCUCCCUGGCAAGCCAAGUCAAUUGAAACCAGCCGUCCUCGGCCAAUGGAGCCACUUUCUGUAGCAGCAUUCGCCAUGCAAAUCGUCGAUUUUGGUGCCAAGGUUCUGUCCAAGGCUGAUGAAAGUAUUGGGAGAGGUAAGACUAUUGACAAUAAAGCAUUGGCAGAUAUUACCAAAGACCUGGAGAACUCCUAUGACAAUCUCCGAAAGUCAUUGCGCCCAGCCCAUGGAUCGAUAUAUAACCCUCUCAUAAAUCUCGCGAAUGAAUGCCAAGCGGUCGCCUUUGAAUUGUUAGAGGCACUGAAAAAGCUGCCCGGGGCUGAGGACCAGAGCCAAUGGCGAAGCUUCCGUCAAGCCAUGUUGGGGAUAUGGAAAGCGGAGCACAUUGAAGCGAUGGAACGGAAGCUUGACAUAUUUCGGCAGCAGCUGAUUCUUGGAAUGUUGGAAACUCUGCGAAAACAACUGCGAGAACUGUACGGACAACGCAUGGCCAGUGAGAAGUCUUUCGAUGUCGAAAUCGGCCAGUCUUUUCUCAAUCGUCUCCAAGAAACCGAACUUAUGCAGCAUGAGCUAGUAAAAGACAUUGAGGGCAGAUUGCGUCAAGUAAUCCAGACGCAGCAUGAAGCGAUGCAAGCUUCGGAGUGGAUGACUAGCCCAGACCCGCCUCGGCAAGUUUUUGAUCGACUGAAAGUGAGAUUUCUUUGGACUCUGAAAUUCUCGGGGAUGACAAAUAGACGCGACAGAAUCCCCGUUGCUACUCGGAACACUUUCGAGUGGGUCUAUCGAGUCCCUGAGGAUGGCCAAAUAUGGUCGAGCUUUGUGGACUGGCUCCGCGAGAAAGACGGCGUUUACUGGGUAACUGGUAAGCCUGGGUCUGGGAAGUCCACUUUGAUGAAGUUCUUGCAGGAGGAUGCAAGGACAAAACAAAAUCUUGGGCAAUGGUCCCAAGGUCACCCCUUGACAUGCGCAAGCUUCUACUUCUGGAACUCGGGAACGGAGAUUCAAAUGUCAAAUGAAGGCUUAACUAAAUCCCUACUCCAUCAGAUAUGCGAAACAGCACCUGACCUGAUCCCCCAAAUCUUCCCCGACCGAUGGGAGGCCUUGAAUCUAUUUGGAGCAACAAAUGAGCCAUGGACGACGUCCGAACUACUUGGCGGCCUUCGAACGAUUUGUACACCCGAGUUCUCUAAUAGGAGGUUUUUCUUUCUCAUUGACGGGCUGGAUGAAUUCGAUGGGGAUGAGAGCGAGCUUAUCGGCCUGGUAGAGGCAAUGCAAGCUUGUAAGCACGUCAAAGUCUGCGUCUCAAGCCGCCCUUGGAUCCAAUUUCAGCAAGCCUUCGGGUCCAACCCGAAUCUACGACUGGAAGAUCUCACUUUGCCGGACAUCAGGAUCUACGUUGAAACAAACUUCAACGCCAGUCCAGGAUUUUCUGAGAUUCGACGACGAAGUCCUACCUCGGCCGUUGACCUUUUCAAUGAAAUAGCGGAUCGAAGUUCCGGAGUCUUCCUCUGGGUGCAUCUCGUUGUUAAAUCUCUACUACGUGGCAUUUCGAAUGGCGAUAAGUUUUCUGAUCUGCAAAAACGACUUGCUGAGCUUCCGAGGGACCUAAAGGCUUUGUUCCAAAGGAUUCUGGAGAGCAUCGAGCCCCGAUACAAAUCUCACGCCUCGCAGCUAUUUCACAUCCAUCGUGAGCAUGGAUCCAUCAGUCUCUUACGGCUUGCCUUUGCAGACGAAGAUGACGAUUUCCUGAAGGCAAACGACGAACACACAUCAUUAACAACGGAUGAGUUUUUCUUCAGAUGCGAGCAGAUGAAGAAUCGGGUUGAUAGCAGAACUAAGGGUCUGCUAGAAGUCACGAAAUGGUCACCGGUGGAACGAUCUCAAAGGACGCUGGAGGUUCCAGCAGGCCUUAGAUAUAAGUGGCAGGUUCAAUAUCUACAUCGGACGGUCAGGGAUUUCUUCUCGCAGCCCCAAAUCUGGUCGACACUCUCAGAAUCAGCUCCCGGAUUUGACCCCUAUCUCUCGCUUUGCCGUGCUUUUAUACUUGAGAUCAAAUACUUAUGGUCUGUAGACGCGUCGACUACUAUUCUGCAACAAUACAUUAAUUCGGCGAUGAUGCUCGCCUCGAUGGCCGAUGUCAGGAGCCGACAGACCCUGAUUGCGCACUUGGACGCUGCCAAUAGCAUUGUAGCGUCUCUACAGAAGAAGGGUAGUAUCGCGCUUAUUCCUCUGGACUCCCUUCGGACUCCUCAGCACGCCGCUCUAUUCCCCAUCGCCAUUGAAUUCGAUCUUGAUUUCUACGUUGAGCAUCUGCUCUUGAAAGGCCACCCGGUCAAAUCCAGGAAGCAGUUCGACCCUUACAUCUCGUUCGGUGUAGAGAAGCAAUUCCCUAAAACCUGGUAUUCUGGAGAUGUCCUGUGUCUAAAGACUAUUGAAGUCAAGGACGGCUAUCACCCAGUCAGUAGUCAGACUUUGCGACUUCUCGUCAAAAAUGGAGCAACGCUCUAUGAGAAGCGUAAUGAUGAGCCGUACCUCAAGCAUCUUCGACUCGAGUUUGCAGAAACUUGCUGUAAGGUGGUGAGCGUUAUCGGGGGAGAUGUUCCAUUGAUGGAGCGUUGGUUGGAAGUGGUAGAACUAUUCAUUUCUCUUGGAGCAGACCCUUCCUUCUUCUGGCGCAUUCUUCCGGAGCGGAAGGUAAAGGAACUUGCUAGGUUGGCACCUGAUCUCGAAGUUAGACUACGGGAAGUCCUCAAGGUUACAGAUGACCAACCGUACUCGGAUAGUCCAGCUAACUCUCCAAGACUUGGAGCAUUAGAGAAACUCAAGAGGCGAAGGAUCGCCAACUUGGCUGCCGCCGCCGCAAAGCGUACAAGGCGAUAG